Messenger RNA from Pocillopora verrucosa, 812 nucleotides. RefSeq lists its product as uncharacterized. The record is from RefSeq and is a predicted model, not a curated record. NCBI's taxonomy places the organism in Eukaryota, Metazoa, Cnidaria, Anthozoa, Scleractinia, Pocilloporidae.
UAAACGAUAAAGGAUUGGAGAGUGCUAAUAUAGAUUCUUCUUCCUUUGUUUCUAUGAGUGGAUUUAUCUUCGCUCAGCUUCUGAAUCUUGAGCAUCACAAGAGCUGCAAGGAAAUCCAAGAACAGAUUCCGGCGGCCAUCAGUGGUGUGUACGAAAUCUAUCCUCUGACCGAUGCUGAUCCUAUUAAGGUAUACUGUGAACGGGACAUUGCUGGAGGUGGCUUCACUUUCCUUCCUCAAAGUCUUACUUUGAAAUCAGAUGCUCAGCAGAUCGUCGAUUCCCUCUUCAAAGACAAGAAAAACGUUUUGCUGAAGUUGAAGAAAAACGUCGAUGGCAGUGAGUGGUAUACUUUGAUUCAGCCCCACCCGAAUUACGCUGACAUCGAUUUUGGCGUCUCGGUGAACAACUUCUCUGGUUACACCAAACCAAAAAACGCCUUCAUGCAGAAAUACAUAUUCAUUGGCAUCCUCCCUAAAUCAAUGGCAAAUAAGAAAACAACCCAGGGUUUCAGAUCUAAUGGCAUCAUAGUAGAGUUUGGGAACUGCGAUGCCAAUCCCAACAGCUUCUUUGCACUUUUUCCGAACCAUCAUGACCAAUUACCAUCUGAUUAUGCCGAGAAGUCAGGAUUUGAAAACAGCGGAAUCGCAGUAAACUGGCGUUCCCAUGCCAAAGCUGUGACUAAUGGUAGUCUGAAAAUGCUAAAUGAGUUCUUUUUCCUAACAGAAAUGCAUUUUGGUGGUUGUGGGUGCUACACCUCAAGCGACCGUUGGAAGAAGUUUGGUUAUAACGCCACUGCCAUCGGAAUUCGUUAG